AUGCAUUUCACAUCGUUUGUCGCCCUCCUCCCUGCCCUGGCCCUGGCACAGGAACAGGUGCCCCUCGCCGACCGCGUGCAGGGAUGGUUCAACAAGGCCAAGGCAUACGUGCCUACUGCUGUUCCGGCUGAGCCCAUCGUCAAGAUGGCUGAGAAGGUCUCCGAGAAGGCCGUCACCCCGUUGACGCUUGAGAACUGGGAGUCGGUGCUGACUCCCGGCCCCCAGCCCGAGGACUGGUACAUCUUCGUGACCGGUGGUAACAAGACCUGCUUCGGUCGCUGUGAACAUGCCACCAAGGCUUUCCAAGAAUCCACCCUCCUUUUCUCCGCGGAUCCAACCUCUCCUAACCUCGCUCUGCUGGACUGCGAGGAGAACCGUAUUCUCUGCUCUAUCUGGUCCGCUGGCGCUCCCUCCGUCUACUACUUCCAGGUCCCCGAGGCCCAGCCCGAAGGCCGCGCACCCACUCCCCUUCACAUCGUCCACAUGAACACCACCACCGUCACCCCCGAGGAGCUGUAUAAGAUCCACUCUGAGAAGAACUUCGAGAAGGUUGAGGCCUACGAGGGCGCCAUGCACCCCACUGACAGCUGGCUCGCCCAGAACAAGCUGAACGUUCCCAUCGGCUACGCCCUCUACGGUAUCGGUGCUGUUCCCAGCUGGAUGUUCAUGAUUGGUAUCUCCUUCUUCAGCCGUACUUUUAUGAGCCGUCGCAUGCCUGGUAACGCUGGUGCGCGUCCUGCUGCGCCUGCUGGCAGCGCCAACUAA
Molecule: messenger RNA, 765 nt
Organism: Penicillium odoratum
Lineage: Eukaryota; Fungi; Ascomycota; Eurotiomycetes; Eurotiales; Aspergillaceae
Exons: 3
Coding region: 1-765 (254 amino acids)
Source: RefSeq, a predicted model, not a curated record